Messenger RNA from Linum tenue, 2380 nucleotides. NCBI's taxonomy places the organism in Eukaryota, Viridiplantae, Streptophyta, Magnoliopsida, Malpighiales, Linaceae. The record is from the annotation of a GenBank genome assembly.
GUUGAAACAAACCAUGGAUGCUUUCUUCUUCUCGCCAGCCAGCCUGCCCUAGUCCUAAGUUCCCUCUCUUCAAUCUGCUUCCCUCAAACCUCACGAUUCUACUUCUGGGUUUUGACCGCUCUUUCAUCCUCUGUCUCGUUUUCGUAUCAGUCGUCCCGCGGUAGCCUUAAACCCUACAGUACUGCAACAGUUCUCUGUCAGUACUUCCUAGCCAUAAAAUGCGACAUCCUGGACCUGGUAAUUCUUUCCGUCCUCGGCCUCAACAUCAGCCUCAGCCUCCUGCACAACUUCAAGCUAAUGCUAAUGCUAAUGCUAAUCCAACUGCUCCAGGGAAUUCACAGGGUCUCUUAGGUAACCCUUCCCAAGGAAAUUCACCGUUUAUGAUGCAGAGUUCAGUGCCGAUGCAACCUCCGGUUGGUGGAAUCAACCCUCCAACUUUUAACAAUUCCGGUACUCAUCAAAGCAAUGGGCAGUUCAUGCCGAAUAUGCAUCCUAUGAUGAUGCAGCAGCCUGGGUACUUCAAUGCUCCUCCUAUGAUGGCUCCACAGUUCAAUCCAGGGUUGCCGCCGCAGAAUUAUCCUAGCAAUAUGGGCGGUGCUCCAAUGUAUGCGAAUCAAAUGAACCCAUUUCAACAAGUGCAGUUGGUUCAACAGCUUGCCAGUUUGGUUCAACAUCUCAGUCAAAAUGUGGGUCUCAUGAACAUGCCGCCGCCUCAAAUGCAGAAUAUGAAUUCUAUGAUGCCUUUACAAGUUCCAAAUCUUCCUCAAGUUGGUCCUGGUAACAUCCCUCCGAAUUGUCACCCACCCCCAGUGCCCCAAAAUCCAAACAUGUUCCCAAAUCGAAUAUUUGGUGCCGUGCAGCAACCUAAUCCCAACCAGCAAAACUUUGUGAUGCAACCAAUGGGUGCAAAUAUGCCCAAUAGCUCAACUGCGACCACCGAGCAAGGGCCGGGACCGGGUAACCCCUCGGCGGCUGAGCAGGCUUUUCAGUCACAGUCUUCCUCCUUCCCUAGACAGCAGGGUAAUUUUGAUGGAAAUGCUCAGGGCAGCAAGACAAAUCCCCAGUGGAGAAACUCUCCUAGGAAAGACUUCAAGCAACAUUUCAACAAAGAGGGUUCACAGCCAAGAUAUAAUAAUUCCCAGAACCUUGCCAAUGAUAACAAGAAGAGGAAAUUUGAGUUGAAAGGGCAUGGUUAUGAGAGGGCUCCGAAAUUUGCUGGCACUAAUUCCCCAAGUCAAGUCGGAGCAAAGAAAAGGACUCUUGUUGUGAACUAUCCAGAACAUGAAGUCAAACAGUGGUGCGAGCUACGUAAGAAGAAUUACCCAACGAAAAGCAAUGUAGACAAGAAGCAGGCUCUAAAGCUGGCAAACUCUGAGGCCAUUGAGAAAGAGGCCGCACUGCGCCGAGAGCAACUGAAAGAAGUACUGGCAAAGCAAGCUGAGUUAGGAGUUGAAGUUGCAGAAGUUCCAUCACAUUACCUGUCGGACUCAAACAAGCAAGCUACUGGACAGGGAGAUGGUAGAUGGGAGAAAAAGAAAGGGAGGUUCCAAAACAAGCAUGAUAAGAGAAGGGAAAGACGUAACAAAAGAGGCCAAAAGAAUGGCAACCACGCAACAACAUCAACCCAUGAUGAUCAUUCGACAUCAUCAGGCGUUCCUGCUGCCAACAAGAAACAGCCUACACUUCUGGAGAAGCUUCUGAGUAGAGACAUAAAGAAGGACAACCAAAGAUUGCUCCAGGCCUUCCGGUUCAUGGCGAUGAACUCUUUCUUCAAGGAUUCGCCGGGGAAGCCUUUGAGUUUUCCCGAGGUAGCUGUUCAAGAAGAUGACAUAGGGACUACUGUUGUAGUCGAAGAAAAUGCUGCAUGUGAUGGGAAAUCUGAAGAAGCAAGCGACGAGCGAGGAGUUGAAAGUCUUACAGUGGAGAUCAAUGCUGGACAGGACCAUGGUCAUGAUCAUUACAACGGUAAGCAAGAGCAACAGCUGGAGAUGAAACCAAUGACAGGUUUGACUAGGGAGAGAAAGAAUCUUGCUGCAGAAAUUGUCAAAACCGAGGGUGAAGAAGGAGAGAUCAUCGACUGAUGAUGGAGUUCAGUCUAUCUCCAUCGUGAUCUAUGAUCCCCCGUGUAAAGCAUUCUGCAUGGAAACAGUGUGGAACUUGGAUGGUGUUUAUUACAUAUCCACCUCUUCCCUGGGUUUAUUUUUUGUUGUUGUUGGUGUGAAUUAGGCAGGAUGUGUUAUAGUUGCUUCUCCCAAGUAGAUACUGGAAUGACUAUAAUUACUUACACCAGAAUGAGAGUAAAUUCUAGCCAAUGACAUCCUAUUCGGAGCCGAAAUAUACUUUCUAUUUUUUCAUUCAAGCUGCAGUUCCAUUUAAAAGG